Messenger RNA from Podarcis muralis (Common wall lizard), 1714 nucleotides. It is a transcript of the gene HGFAC, whose product is annotated as HGF activator. Gene Ontology annotation, molecular function: calcium ion binding; serine-type endopeptidase activity. The record is from RefSeq and is a predicted model, not a curated record. Gene Ontology annotation, cellular component: rough endoplasmic reticulum; extracellular region. Lineage: Eukaryota; Metazoa; Chordata; Lepidosauria; Squamata; Lacertidae. Gene Ontology annotation, biological process: blood coagulation; zymogen activation.
AUAAGCCCCAAUGUUGAUUAGACUUCCCACUCUGGAUUUUCAGACCCUGGAAGGCCCACUCCUCCAGGAAAAUUACAGGGAGUUGUAAAAGAAGAAAAGAAAAGAGAAAUAAAAAGGUGAAAUAUGAAAGUCUACAUUUGCUCCAUGGUUGUUACCCUCUCUUUGUCUUUAAGCAGUGCUCCUGAGCGAAUGGAAGGAAGGAACAGUUCUGGUACUGAGCCAGGAGAAUCCAGACAUGAAGUUCAUCACUCCAGAGAAAAAUGCUUUGAUGAAACUCUGCAUGAAUAUUUUGCAACUGGAGAAAGCUGGGCAAGAAUCUACCAAGGGAUAGUGCAGAAAUGCACAUGCGCUAACAACCUAAUUAACUGCCAAUAUGCACAGCACACAGGCUGCACUGUCAAUCCAUGCCCCCAUGGCAGUACUUGCAAGAAGAUCGUCUUCACUAACGAAACAGUCUGUGACUGCAAAACACCCUGGGCAGGAAGACAUUGCAAUGUUGGUCCUAGCCAACAUUGCUAUUCUGGUAAUGGGACAGACUACAGGGGCAUUGAGAAAAAGACAAUUUCUGGAGAUAAUUGUCUGCCAUGGAAUUCAGAUCUCCUUUACCAAGAGCUUCAUGCUGACUUAGUUGAAAACCCUGUGCAACUGGGACUGGGACCACAUUCAUACUGCCGAAACCCAGAUGAAGACAAGGAGCCAUGGUGCUACACAGUCAAAGAAAACUCAGUAUCUUGGGAAUACUGCAAUGUUACUUUAUGUCGGAGCAGAAGAAGGCGGCCGCCACCCCCACCCCCACCCCCGGAAACUUUUGAUGACUUUGCCGUGGUCCAGAACUUAUGUGGGAGAAGACAUAAGAAGCGAAACUUCCUAAGACCCAGAAUUAUAGGAGGAUCUUCCUCCUUACCAGGAUCACAUCCCUGGCUGGCCAGCAUAUACGUUGGGAAAAAUUUCUGUGCUGGAAGCCUACUUCGUUCUUGUUGGGUGGUGACAGCUGCACAUUGUUUUGCUGAUAGUCCGCUGAGGUCAACAAUUCGAAUUGUUUUGGGACAACAUUUUUUUAAUAUGACAACAGCUGUUACUCAAGAAUUUGAUGUGGAGAAGUACUUCAUGCACCCUGACUUCACAGUAUACAACCCAACUGAAAAUGAUAUAGUUUUAGUUAAGUUGAAGAAGGUGAAUCAACGCUGCGCAGUGAAGUCCCAGUUUGUUCGACCAAUCUGCCUGCCGGAAAAGGGAAUGUCCUUUCCAGAUAACCAGAAAUGCCAAAUUGCAGGAUGGGGACACUUGCAUGAAAAUUCAUCCAGCUACUCUAAAGUAUUGCAGGAAACAUCAGUUCCGAUCAUCCCUGAUUACAAAUGUCAAAACUAUGAUGUUUAUGGAGCUGACAUUAGUGAAAAUAUGUUCUGUGCUGGUCACCUUGAUGGUAAAUCAGACGCCUGCCAGGGAGAUUCUGGCGGCCCCCUGGCCUGUGAAAAGGAUGGCAUAUCUUACCUGUAUGGCAUUAUCAGCUGGGGUGAUGGAUGUGGCAAAGCUAGGAAGCCUGGUGUUUAUACAAGAGUGACCAAAUAUGUGGACUGGAUAAAUGAGAAGAUAAACCGGCUCCAAAAAAGCAGCCGUAGUUCCUUACCCAGAUGAAGCAUUUCACAUUUUGCUAAAAUUAUGGAUUGCCACCGUCACUGUUUAUAAUGCUAACUGUUGUCAUUAAAAGGCACCC